Messenger RNA from Pectinophora gossypiella (pink bollworm), 12350 nucleotides. RefSeq names its product dmX-like protein 2 (gene Rbcn-3A). The record is from RefSeq and is a predicted model, not a curated record. Bases 209 to 9799 code for a protein of 3196 amino acids. Gene Ontology annotation, molecular function: protein binding. Gene Ontology annotation, cellular component: RAVE complex. Gene Ontology annotation, biological process: vacuolar acidification. Lineage: Eukaryota; Metazoa; Arthropoda; Insecta; Lepidoptera; Gelechiidae. The transcript has 61 exons.
UCUCGCUCUACGUCAUUCUCUCACGUUCGAUGUGUGGUGUCAGGGAAAUAUUCAUUAUUUUAUUUUAUUACAGAAAUAAUUAAAUCUUGAAAUGUUCUUAGGUUUUAUUUCUUCUAUUUAAUAAUGUAUUACUUUACUAAAGGUGCGCCAGUGAUGUUUAGUUGUCUGUGUGGUGUAUAGUGAAGAAAUUUAGUUUUAUUAGUUCACUAUGAACUGUCACCAAGUGCUGAGUGGUGCCUGUAAUUCAGGAGAUCAAUGUUUUGCUGUUGGUUCUGUGGAGGGAAUACCUUUUACCGCCUAUGCAGCAGGAUGUAACAUAGUGAUACUAGCUUCCAACUUCGAGCGUGUUCAGAUCAUACCUGGUGCUAUCCACGGCUACGUACGAAUCGGUUCAUUGGACUGCAGUACCGACACGGGAAAGAUUGCGGCAGCGUAUGGGGCUGAAGUAUGCAUAUUCGAACCAACACCGUUGAUACAUUCUGCAGCCACUACCCAUGGUUUGGAGUACAGAUGGGUGCAGACAGGCAAGCUAACAGCAGACGGACCGAUUACAGCACUGUCCUGGAACCUCGAAGGCACGCGGCUGCUUACCGGCGGCAAGAUACUGCAGCUAUGGCACCAGGCUUCCCUGUACCAGGACGACAGCCAACCGAGUUCCGGCGUGACAUUCCAAAUAGGCGGUGACAAGGAAGACAAACCAAGACAACAAGAUGACGAGGAGCCGGGUUGGAUAUGCGUUUGGCAAUGUCAUACCGCGACGCCGGCGCACCACUUGGCGUUCUCGCCAGAUGGCGUCCUCUUCGCUACGUCGGGCAUCAACGACCGGCUCGUCAAGAUCUGGUACCAGAAUAAAGUGCUAGUACAGGCGCACGGAGAACAUUCGCCCCCUGAGCUGAACUACACUUUCAUCUACGUAGCACACCCACGGGCCGUUACACACCUCUCAUGGCGGAAAACCAGCAAAUACAUGCCCAAAGGCAGCGUGGGCAACGUGCUAGUGACGUCAUGCGUGGACAACAUCUGCCGCGUGUGGGCCGAGACGCUGCUGCCGGAGGACGAGUGGGGCGGCGGCGUAGUGGCGGCGCACUCGCGGUCCCCGCCGCGCCGCCAGCGCGCCACGCACCGCCACAAGCAUCGGUUCAUGCAGCGGCUGAAGCAUAUGAAGACAUGUUUCCACAUCAGACGGAACGCGCAGUCAUCGAAGCAGCCAGGUGCGCCGAUCCCGACGCUGCCUUCAACGUACAGCGCGCACGAUUUUCACAACCCAUACCACGCCACCUCUUACACUGGAGGUCUCCAUUUCCACCUAGCAGCGUCGAUAAACGCAGAGACGGACAUACCCCUCGUGCCGUCGCUGGCUGGCGGCGGUCGCUUCAUCCUGCACUGGCUGCAUAACAAGGAGAUGCACUUCACCAGCCAAGCGGAGGCCAUACUACACGAUCUUACUAAAAAAAUAUUAGAUAAAGAAGAGAACGAGGAGGCAGGGUCUGGGUCGGACCACACCGCACAUCCGGACGGAGAGAAUGACGCGAGUAGCGGCAACCACAGUCACCCAAGUCUAUCGAACACGACGUCAAUAAACUCGAUAGCGACAGACGUGACGUGUACCCAUCUACCAGACUCGCUCGACGCUAAGAUUGAGUCUCUCCUGCGCGACUGGCAUCAGAGCCCCGACCUGCUCUUCUCCAUACACCCUGUCGACGGCAGCUUCCUUAUAUGGGUGUGUGAAUGGUUGGACGAGCUACAAGCGGGGGCGAUCAGACAGGCUCAAGUAUCAUUCUCCGCGCGGAUACCCUCAGCGUUCCCAUUAGGGGACGCCACCACUAUGUGCACGCCAGCAGCACUGUACCACGCCGCCGCGCAGCCGCUGUACGUACGACACCGGACCAAGCCCGUCAUUCCAGGUCAAACAUCACAGCCAGAACAAGUGACGACGCCAUUGGCGAGCGUGCAAGAAGAAAAGGAGGAAACUGAGUGGCCACAGAACGAGGAGCAAGGCGUGCAACAAGAUAAUGGUGCUCGGGAAGAGAACAAUAAUGAGAUGCAGAGGAAAACAAGUGUAGUCACCGAGGAGUUGGGAGACAACCAGGAAGGAGAUGUGCUGGACACGGCACCGGUCAUCUCUAUGGUUACCAACCAUACCAACGGCACACUCAACUUGUGGCAGCUCACCUUUGACGACAAGUCCAAGUUUUCACAGGUUCUAUCAAUCGGUCACGCGUCAAGAGCGUCCGGUCAUAGGUUUAGGGUAAAUGAUAUCACAUGCCAUCCAGUAUUACCUCUAUUACUUACUACAAGUCACCACAAUAUUUCUGAUAGUGAAAGAAACACGCAACCAGCAGACCUAGAUACGGCGGCCGGAGGAUUGUGUUCCGAGCUGAUAAUGUGGCGAGUGGAGUGUGUGGGGCCGCUUGGCAAGUCGGGUGGAGUGUCCGAGCUAGCCAGAGUCAACUCACCGCAUCUAUCCGCCUUCAGCAACGUUGCCUGGUUACCUACGUUACUUCCCAGCACUACGUUGGGAAAUCUAUCAAACUCACCGUCUGCGUGCUUCGUAGCGAGUGAUGGUGAAAGCCUGCGGGUGUUCCAAGCUGUGAUAGACGCAAGAACUCUGUUGGCAGAGAUUGCCACAUCGGAGAGACGACAUAACGAUGUAAUGCAGCACGACACGAUGUCAAUGUCGUCAGACUCGACACUAGAAGAGGGGGGCGGUAUCCCGCUGCACGACCGCAUCAAGAUAGUGUCACAACAAUCUACAGCGCGGCCCGGCGCCAUCAUACAACUACACGCGAUAGCUGACGCCACACACGACUGGCACAACACACAGUUGUUGCAUGUCUUCCAACAACAGCUCAUUACUGGUGAAAGAACAUCCCCCGAUACGGACAGCGCAGACUCCGGAGUGGAAGGCUCGGAGCACCAUCUGAAUACCAUCACGGAGGCCGGGUUGGAAGCGAUCGUCGACCUUCGUAAGGCAGCAGUGUUUAAUGAACCCUUCUACAUUGUGGUGCUGGAGAGGACUGAUGGAGGGUCCACUGUGCAUAUGUGGCGACUGACUGUGUCUUCACAGGCUGAUCCUUCGGAUGAUCUGACAAACAGCAUGAUGUACGUGCCGGACAGCGCCCUGGUGCAGGAGGAAGAGGGCGAGUCCCGCAAGAACUCCGUCUCCAUGGACACGGAUCGCGCGCCGCCGCCCGCGCAAGUGCACUCGCACAUCGCCAUAUCUACCAAAAAGGUGUGUGAGUGCCCUCUCGCUUUGCCGGACGGAGUGGAUGUUAUCCACGCGACACCCGCCGCCGGCCAUCUCAGUUCCGCCUCCAUCUACCCCGCUUGCUUAGCGCCUUAUAUCCUCGCCACUGCCUGCUCUGAUAGCACGUUGAGGUUCUGGAAAUGUGAUGUAACGAAAAAAGAAGACGGUGAAUUUGAAUACACUUGGAAGGAGUGGGAAAUGAUGAAUAAGGACCAAGAAUCGGCUAUAGACAUUCCAGGUCAACCACUACACAUAAGCGCGGCGUAUUCGGGCCGGAUAGCAUGCGCCUACAAAUGCGGGCGUUCGUUCACGCGUCCUAAAGGCGGCAGUUCUACGACGAACAACUCGACAGACGCGCGGUUCGUCAACCUGUGCGUUUGCGUGUAUGAAUGCGAAAGCACCGGCGGCGCGGAGUGGUUACUCGAAGACACGAUACCGCUCAAGAAUGUAAGCUUGCCUAGAGUCGGUGUUUGUGCUGAUACCCAGAUUGAUCUGUCGUAUUUGCAUGAUACGUCGUUUAUGCAGAAGAAACAGCGAUUGACGCAGGUUCUCCAAACAUUUUCAUCGGAGGAAGGGCGAAAUAAUCGCAACGGGGAGGGCGACACAGGCAAAUCGGCUGGCCUUCUCGCCGUUCCAUCGUUCAGUACACUUCAGUCCCUACGUAAAAGUAUUAUGGAAAAUGGAAACACUUGUCCGUUGACCCAGAAACAUCUAGUGCAACUGGACUGGGUGUCGAAGGAAGAUGGCUCGCAUAUACUGACGGUCGCUGUCGGUUCGAGAGUGCUGCUGUUCACACCGGUGUCUAGUGACCUCGCUCAAGCUAAUUUGAAGGCAAUGAAAGAAUCAAUAAACAACAACAGACCGAUACUUCGCAAGGCAUCGUCUCUUGCGGCUCCACUGUUUGUGGAAGAAAUCCGUUGGAUGCAACUCCGGCGUAUAGAACUGAAGACAGCGGACGGCUUACCGCCUUUGCCAAUGCAGAUAUCGUGGGUGCGAGACGGAAUAUUGGUUGUCGGAAUGGAUUCUGAAAUGCACGUGUAUUCGCAAUGGAAACCCGAAAAUCCACAGAGUUCUUCGGGGCAGAUGAAUGGACAGGACUUGGAAGAAGGCGGCGAAUCUCGUGCGCUCCGCGAUUCAGACCUGCGCAUCUCUGCGCCGCACCUGCAACGAGUGUCCUCUAUCAACCUUCAACUGCUGGAGCGUGACGCCAGGAGACGCAAUAAGGCGCAACCAGAUCAACCUCAGCCGCUUCUGGACUACAUGCCCGACUACGGUUUGUUUGAAGCAUCUCAAAUGGCGUGUCCAGUGUUGCCGCAGUACCAUCCCAAGCAACUCAUGGAGCUACUCAACAGCGGCAAGAUCAGAUGGGUGAAGGCUAUCCUUGCUCAUCUUGUUAGAUGUAUCGGCGGCACUUACGCUGGCCGAAGCUCCACAGGCGAUGAAGACAGCUUAUCCAGACAGCGCGGCUGGUCGCGCUCGCGCACGCUCUCCGUGUCGUUCGCCGCCGGCGCCGCGUCGCCGCUAGAUGGGGUUGCGCAGAUAACGGAAGACGUGCAGUUAGACUACGCGGAGAUAACUUCGGUGCCUCCACUGCCGUUGUGGACUCUGUUGGUUGCUGAUAACGAGUCCGCGCACCAUCCGUCCACUAUUCAAGAAGCCAUGGAUUAUGAGGUGCUUUUCGAAGGCACAAUGGAUACAGACGAGGAUCUAGAUAAGUUACUGCUGGGUGAAGAGGAAGGCGUCGACCGUAGACCGUCUAUGCCUGAGAGACAACCUCUAUCACACUUUGGACCUAGGCAAGGUCGUAUCCUCUCCCGUAUGCUAACACACACGCACCUACCGGGACUCAGUUCGCUGGACCAGAUGCACCUACUGGCUCUAGCCGAUACGGUAUCGACGUGUGACGCGGACUUUGCAGAGAGAUUCGCGCCCAACGCCAGGGUGGAUGUCAACCUUGCAACCGGACAGGAAGUUUUGCCGGAUUCCCUAGAUGACUGUGGCUUGCGGUUCCUCCUGGCAAUGAAGCAUUACGGCUACCUUCUGCGCUGCUUGCCUCUCGCUCAGCGCGCGAAUCUACAACGCACUGGCGUCGGUACCUGCAAUUUGGUGUGGGCGUACCACUCGGAGACUCACGAACAACUGUUGGCGCUGAUACCUGGAUACGCCAAAGGACAACCUAAAUGGAAUACUAUGAGGGAGCUGGGUGUGGGCUGGUGGAUCCGAGGUGACCUCCUCCGAACAUGUAUGGAGAAGUUGGCACGUUCCUCAUACAUGCAGAAGCAAGAUCCGAUGGAUGCGGCUCUUUAUUACCUCGCCAUGAAGAAGAAAAACUUGCUCUGGGGGCUGUUCCGGUCAAACAGGGACGAGAAGAUGACUGCCUUCUUCUCAAACAACUUCUCUGAAGACCGUUGGCGCAAGGCGGCGUUGAAGAACGCUUUUGUACUCCUCGGAAAGCAACGGUUUGAACACGCCGCUGCCUUCUUCUUACUUGGUGGUGCCUUAAAAGACGCUCUAGAGGUGCUAAUCACCCGUCUCGGAGAUCUGCAAUUAGCUAUGGUGGUUUCGAGGCUAUACGAGUCUGACAACACAUUGCCGGAGAGUUUGAGGAAACUGCUCAUGGAUGAAAUACUUGGAGGUGAGACAGAAGACGGGUCAGUGGAACUGGAGCGCGCUCACCCGGACCCGUUUGUAAGGUCAAUGGCUCUUUGGGAACUCAAGCGGUACGGCGAAGCUCUAGACACAUUGCUCAGUCCCGCUGGAAGAUUGCACGCAGCGCGGGACAAUGAACCCAUGCCUAGUGUGUUCAAUUUCUACGUGUACCUACGCACGCAUCCGAGGUUGAAGAGACACAAUUUGCCUAGUCAGGGUGGCCACCUAGCCCUUCUCCAAAAUGAAGCUGACGAGGGAAUAACACGGCUGGAACGCCGUUUGUACUUCCAAACUGCGCACGGGCACUUCAAGGCCGGCUGUCCAGCACUAGCGCUCGAAGUAUUAUCGAAGCUUCCCGCAAGAGUCCGCGACGAGAAACCGCGGCACCCCGUCUCAGCGCCAUCUAUCGACGAGGCCGUAAUACACACAGGACAACUGGGCGAAGAAACCACAGCCAAAAAAGAAUUACCGAAAUCGGAGAGUCACGACUGGGGAACGCCGACUGUAGGCGUGGAUUGGGGUGCGCCCGUCGCCGCCGUGGCUAACGAUGAACUGGUGCUCAACUGGGACGAUGAGGAUGAUAAGGGAUCCGGCGAAUCAGGAGCGUCAACACCGCCUUUAGAAAUGAAGAUGGACAAAAAAGAUACAGAGGAAGAACAAGAACAGAACGGAGUGUCAGAGAAGGACAAGGUAGACGAGCCGCCGACCGUGGACAUCAUGGCGCAACAACUCAAAUUCGUCGCCUGCCUCAAAAUACUGAUGGAGGAACUCAGUACGCUGGCCACUGGAUUUGAAGUCGAUGGUGGACACCUCCGUUACCAGUUAUACAUCUGGUUGGAGCGCGAAGUAGAGGCGUUACGUCGUCUAUGCGGCUACGCGUCCGCGCCGGGCUCGGGCGGAGGCGGGGAGCUUAUAUGCGCAGAUGCCGACCCACCUCCGCUGCCCGAACGACCGACGUUACAUCAACUGCUCAUCAGGGAAAAAGCAGACUUUGAAGCUAAAGUGCAACGGGCUGUGGGACGCAAGAAGUGGCUCAAAGCUAACGAAACCCUCCUGCGCACGUUACUGUCAUAUUGCUCGCUCCACGGUGCGGGCGGCGGCGGUCUAGCCUCCGUCCGUAUGGAGCUAGUUCUACUACUGCAAGAACUAGGACAAGACAAGCAGCACCAACAACUGUUGUCGCCUCUGCCAUUCCCCACCACGCUGCCGUUGUUAGCAGCUGCUGUUGCGGCCAACAACACGGUUGUUGCUGAUCCUGUGAGGCAUUUACAGGCGGUAGCUCACGACAUGCUAGGCACGAUCGGCGAGCUGGGUAUCCCGGGCGGGUCGGCGACGCGUAUCCUGCACACUUUGAGGGAACUAGCCGUCGCUCUCUCUGCCUGUAUCUACCAGAGUCUCUGCGACUCUGACAGUUUCAGCUUAAAGCACACGCAUCACCACGAUGGUAUCAUAGCCGAAACUCCAGGCUCUACACAUUUACUCGCCCGACAAAGACGUCAAUCUAUCGAUGAAUUGCAAGUCACAACUCCACCCAACAAGUGGCCAGGAGUAUCCGCACUUCGCGGUCUCGCGUUACGAGCGGCGGAAGAAGAGGACGCGCCGCGCUUACCAGUUCUACUUGCCGAGGCAUUCUGCGCGGUAUACCUAGCGCUACUAGGCUGGGCGCUGGCGGCGAGAGAUGCUCACUUGUUGUACCGCCUGGGAGCACAGACGGCCGACAUGAAGGCACAUUCUAGAUUGUUCGGUGGAGGGGUCCGCAGGUUGCUUACUACCGCCCCCGCUACGCCGCAGCCAAAACUAGUGGAACGCCCAGAAGGCACAUCAGUUUGGUCGUCUCUGCGGGAGAAACGUGCGUUACUCAACAUGAGAUUACUGGGCCUCGGUCCGACUCAACCUCACAAGAACAUCCAGGAAGGUCGGCCGACAUAUAGGGAACAGUUCGUGCCGCCGCAUUGUAGCAUAUUGACGUUUCUGCUGACCAAGCCGUCGCCGGAACAAGAUCCGGAGAACUAUGACUAUGAUUCAGCUGAAUCAGGCGCGGAAGACGCAGAGGACAGUGGCAGUGAAGUCGACGACGACGAUAUCUUUGACACGUCUACCACCAAAAAAGAGAAGAAGAGCAAGUUCAGUAACACGGAGCACUCAGACCCUGACUCAUACUCGUGGUACGUGAUGCGAGUGGCCGUGCUGAGAUUGGCGCAGCAGAAGUUGCAGCACUUCUUGCAGAUGUGCGGCAUUGAGAUGUCCGAACUAGCAACAACCAGUCCCACAAUCCACGCGGCGUUGCGUCGCGUGGACCAAUGGCAGCAGCAGCUAACAGAGACGUUGGAGUCGCGCGCACCGCCCCCCGACUACAUUCCCGGCUGCUUCCCUGACCAGCAGACCAGCGGUCCGCCCAUCAAUAAAUACAAGUGUCUGCUAGAGAAGCAUAAUACGCCAUUCAACUCGUCGCUCUGGAGCGCGGCGCCGGCCAGACGGUUAUGGAACUUCCUAGUGCGACAGGAACCCGUGCAGGAAAUAUUCAUCCGCGCAGUAUUCUCUCGUCGCCGCACGCAGUCGAUGUCUGUGGAGGCGGCAGGCGGCGAGGGCCGCGGCGGCUGCAUCCCGCAACAACGACGCGACGACGAGACCCACAGCCCUGUGCGGAUCAUUCACAAGGAACAGGACUCCAUCGCCGCCUUCUGUCUUAAUAGGGUCGGUGGAGGUCUGCUAGCAGUCGCGACGGCCCGAGAGGUUCAAGAGAUGGAUGUAUCUCUGCUACUACGGGGCGGAGCGUGCUGGGCCGAAGACGAGUGCGAAGUGGACUUACUAGGCCUGGGGUCAGACCCCGCUACUCUACCCGACACUGGCUUCUUACUCAUACAACAUCAGGACAAGCCUAACAGUAUUCCUGGUACAGGCAACAGUUCCCCUCUCAACCCGAACGCGCCACAAGUCCCCAUCGGCAUGGCCAGUCAGACUGGACGCGGCGCUAGUGUUCAGGAGCGGCGCGGAAGCCUCGUAAAGCCAACUGGCCACGAAGCCUAUAUUGUCACAGUGCUGAAACACAAAAUUGACAAUAUUAAAAGGAUGGCGGCUCAUCCAACACAACCACUAUACUUGACUGGGGGAGCGGACGGUUCGGUCCAACUGUGGGAAUGGGGACAUCCCUCCUGCGUUUGGUCGCCGCGCGCUCCCGGGGCGUUCGCCAAGGUCACUCGGGUGCGCUUCUCUGACUAUGGGAACAAGUUUGCUGCGGCCGAUGCCGACGGCAACCUGGCACUGUGGCAACUACACCCGUCAGCGUCGCAUCACCAGCCGGGACAGCCUCACGCCUCGCCUAGACCCUUCUUUACCCACCAGUGUCACAGUAAAGGAAUCAGUGAUUUCGUUUUCCUUGGUUCCUGCAGUUUAGUAGCCACAGCCGGUCACAGUUCGGAAAGUAAAAACGUAGCGAUAUGGGACACGUUGAUGCCUAUCAAGAAAGCUUUGGUCGUCUCUUGGACGUGUCACGAAGGCGGCGCAGCCAGCGUGGCGUGGGCAGGAACCUCGGGGGCGCUAGUAUCGUGUGGUCGGCGCGGAGACGUUCUUGUAUGGGACUUGCGAGCGCGCGCACCCAGACAUAAGUUGCACGCUCACCACGCGCCUAUCAAGUGUGUCGCGCUGUCCCCGCGCGAGGACAUUUACGCUAUCGGCGCUGCUGACGGAGACAUCAAGGUGUUCUCGCUGGCCACACACCAGCUGCUGCACACGUUCACUGGCGAGCACGCGCGUAGCUCGUUCUUCAAACACAUCGGACAGGGCGUCACGCAAAUACACAUCGACAACGCGGGUCGGUUGUUCUCGUGCGGCGCGGACGGCACGAUGAAGGUGCGCAAGCUGCCAGAGCGGGACGCGCCGCCGCCGCACCAGCCGCACUACUGAACAUAUACGGCGGGUGAUGCUUGGUGCGCGGCGAGCGCGGCGCAGGCGCCCGGCGGCGUCAGCCUUGUCUCCUUGUGAUGUAUUUAUCUUGUUGCUAUUAUGUGUUACGAUGUACGAGUACCGACAUACCGCGCCGUUAGACUAGUCACUGAGUAGGCGAUGUUGUAUGUAAUGUAUUAAAAAUGUUAAAUGAAUCUUUAGUUAUCUCUAGUGUGAAAUAUUCGCUAUUUUUAUCUUAAUAAAACUCGUCUUAGAUGAAUAUACCUAACGAUAAUUUAUUUAUUUGCACUCGCUGUUAGUCGACCUACCCGGCCCCACGGCAGGCCUAAUAUGAAUUAUGUAAACAAUACAGCAGUAGUUCAUAUCUUAAUGUAUCAUGUACGAUGUGUAUUUUAGUAUUGAUAAAGUGCAAUAACACAAUCGCUAACUUAUGAAUACGACAGUUGUCCUCGUCGAAGCCUUCAUAGAUAACUAUAAUCCUUGGAUGUUUAGCUUGUGAUGUGAGUGCAUAUAUCAUACGUGUAACUUGUUGACGCAUAAUAUAAUUUAUCAAAUAAAAUAUAUUUCAAUACAGUGUGUAUAUCGACUUUGUUGGCUUCGUUAAUAAUAAAUAAUGACUAAUGUAACCCCGUUGCAUCGUCUCUAUUCGCCCACAGUCCCACUGCUGGGCACUAUAUUCUCAUGCAACAUUGAUAAUAAUUAUUCCCGUCGCACCCCCAUUAGCUGUAAGAUUUCUCUAUUUCUAUUAUAUGUGAUGUUUCGAAAUUAAUCGUCCAGAUUCUGUUAAGCAAUAUUUUCCGGUGAGCAUUUCUUUGAAUCAAAGCAAUAAAUCUGAAAGGAAUAUUUAUUUACUUAUUAUUUACACUAUUAAACAAAUAUAGUUUGCCAAACAGUAUUAUUUAUAAUUGAGGUAUAACAGAUAACGAAAGCUGCAAAAUCAACUUUUUCAGCAUUUUGAAAUCGAUUGCUAAAUUAUGAAUGUAUGUGUGUUUGUGAUAUUAUAUAAAGAGCCUUUAGUCUGGCGUUAUAUUCCAAUAAAAUUAUAAAAUUAUGCUAUUGUUAUUUGCUUCUAUAUCUAUAUGACUAACUCUAGAUAACUCCGAUCGAAACUGUGGAAAACUGUCUCUUUCUGCUCUACCAACGUUCUUAUAAUUUUCUACUAAAACUUGCAUGCACUUCUGUCUUGUUUAAUACUUUAACAAGCACUUUAUAGUUAAACAAUGGUGCUGAUACCAGUACACAACAUCUUAUUUUAUUUUAAGUCAUACCUGUCAUUGUCUUAUCCGCCGAAAAGGAAAGGGACGGGUAAUCGAGAGGCAUAACACUUAUGGAACACAUUUUACACAAAAGUUUCCCAGUUUUAUAUUUGCCAAUAACCCGAUAGAAUUAAGUUAACAGCACACGUCAAACGGAUUGAAUAUGAGCGAGAUGCUUAUUAUAUUCGCCCGGGUUAUUAAUUGAUCUUAAAAUUAACAGGCGUCCCUUUCCUUUUUGUCGGAUAAGAAAAUGACAGGUAUAACUUAAAAUAAAAUUAGGUGUGUGCAGGAAUCGGGGCCAGUAGCAUUUAAAUACACAAUAUAAUAAACAUUAGAUGUAAUCGUACCGUCAGGUGUGAACCGCGCGUUGUGCACUCAUGCGCCCCCGAGCUGUUAAAAGACAUUUGGUACGUUGUUUUUGUUUGGUUAACUAUUUUUAAUAUUCCUCUAGGUUAAUUAUGUGUAAUCACCAAAGUUUAUGUCAAAUUGUUUUCGACAUGCUAAAAUUGUACAGCGCAGUGAUAAAUUCACAGCGCAAUUAUUUACCAAAUUGUUUAGGUUUUACGGGUGAUUUUCGCACAAGUUUCGUAUGGGAAGUUGUCAUAUAUUAGUUGCAUAUCAUAAUCUGUUGGCAAAAUAUAAUGUUUGCAUCUUAUACCAUUCAUUGUAUUAUUGUUUGUUGUAGAUUACAACUUAAAAGUGGAUGUUGUAAAAAUAUAAUCAGUUUUCGAAAUACUUCGUUAUAUUUCUUCUUUCUAGUAGUGUGCAACUUAACGGUACGAAAUUUUAGACUUCGUUAGCUCAUUAUGUAAUUUUUAAUUACUUGUCAAUAUUACUUUGGUGUUGAGUUUGUAAUUGUAGUUUUUGCUUUUCCGCAUUACGGAUCAUACUUUCGUAGAUAACUGUGAUGUACUUGUAAGUUUAUUGGUAUCAGCUUAGGGCAAUAUAUCUUUGGUGUUUUUGGCAGGUUCGUAUGGUGCUGCGGUAAAAGUAGACGGACGGAAGUCGUCGGCAAAUUGUCGGUUGAUAAUAACGUUUCCCGUGCUCACCAUACGCGGCCAGCCUAUUGUUAUAUGUACGUAAUAAAAAUAAAUAUCUGUAGGCAGCACACAAACAAGACGUACAAUAAUGCAACACUGAAACUGUCAAUUUCAAAAUCAAAUAUUUUAUUAUCAAACUACACACUGCACCAUGUUAAAUAUAAUAAUGAAUGAAAUUAUGGACGUUGUUCAUAUUUAAUGCUUAUUUUGUUUUAUUUAUGAAGGAAACAUUUUAAAUAAAGGUUAACUCAAUUA